Molecule: messenger RNA, 2132 nt
Organism: Solanum verrucosum
Lineage: Eukaryota; Viridiplantae; Streptophyta; Magnoliopsida; Solanales; Solanaceae
Product: transcription termination factor MTERF8, chloroplastic
Exons: 2
Coding region: 70-1626 (518 amino acids)
Biological process (GO): regulation of DNA-templated transcription
Molecular function (GO): double-stranded DNA binding
Source: RefSeq, a predicted model, not a curated record
AACAGCUUUAACUAUCAUCAUCUACCUUAUCGCCAAGCAACUGGCUGCAGUGUUGCCUCCUUUGCUACCAUGUCGACGCCCACCAAAUCUUUUCCUCUUUCGCCUUCUCCUUCCUGUUUAUCUCGGGCUUUAUCUCCCCCCAUACGAACUCUCUUUCCUUCUGCGUUGCUCCCUUCUCAGAAACUCACAUUUUCCCCACAGAAACAAGAUAAACUACCUUUACUCUUUCUGGUUCCUCAAGAUUCCACGCUUUUACUGCUCAAAUGCAACGCCCUCGCCAUCAACGACAGCUCUACAAAUUCUUUCGUCGAUUCCGGGGUGAUGCUAUUUUCACUCUUUCGAGAAAUUGGGUUCAAUGAGACUGAUACUGAAGCUCUUUUGGACGCCCACCCGGCAAUUAACCUGACGCCAUUCGAAUCCAUACGCACGCGAAUUCAUUCUUUGCAGUCCCUUGGGGUCAGCGGCCUUGCUCUUUCAAGAUUGAUUGUGAAAAGACCAGAUGUUUUAACAGCUGUGGAAAUUGAUGGCCUUGUUAGUUUUCUUCUCAAGGGUGAUUUGGAAUUGGCAGGAAAAAUCAAAUCUUCACAGAUUGAACAUCUUUUUAACUCAACAGAACCAAGGUUUCUUGCAGGAUUUGAAACGAAGGUUAGAUUGUUACUCCAACUUGGGAUUACCCAAGACACAAUUGUUCACGUUCUCAACAAUGCCAACUUAACAAAGGCAUUUUGUCUCAAGUCAUUUGAAGAUAUAGAAAGAAUGCUUACUUUCUUGAACCGUUUUGGUGGUAGUGAUUUGAUCCUUCGCCGACCAGCACUUCUCAAUUAUGACCUUGAUGCCCAGUUGAUUCCCAGGGUAGGGUUCCUCUUGGAGCUGAGUGGGGGUGAUGAGACCGGAACUGCAACUGUGUUGCGUAAGUUGCCAUUUGUUGUAGCAUACAGUGUUGAUCACUUAAAAGAUCAUGUAGAGUUCUUGAAAUCAUAUGCUGGCUUAAGUGAGGAGGAGAUUUUUCGAAUUGUUUUAGUUUAUCCCAACAUGUUUAGUGCCAGCAGGAAAAGGAAAUUGCAUCCUCGAAUUGAUUUUCUAAAGCAAUGUGGGUUGAGUUCACAUGAUAUAUUCAGGUUCUUAAUAAAAGCUCCUUUAUUUCUAAGUCUGUCAUUUGAGGGGAAUCUCGCUUACAAGCUGGUCUUUUUGGUGAAGAUUGGGUAUAAGAAGAAUACUAAGGAAUUGGCUAUGGCAAUGGGAGCUGUUACCAGGACUAGCUGUAAAAAUAUGCAAGAAGUUGUUGGCGUAUUUUUGAACUACGGCUUGACUUUUGAUGACAUUCUGGAGAUGAGCAUGAAACAUCCGCAGGUAUUACAGUACAAUCAUGAAUCACUGGAGGAGAAGAUGGACUACUUGGUUGAGGAGAUGGGUCGUGAAGUUGGGGAGCUAUUGGCUUUUCCUGCAUUUCUUGGGUACAAGCUUGACGGAAGGAUUAAACACAGGUACGAAGAGAAAAGAAAGAUCUUAGGGGAAGGCAUGUCGCUCAAUAAACUUCUGAGUGUAUCUGCAGCAAGAUUCUCAACAAAAAGCAAGAGGAAGCAACGAGUUACUGCCGAUAGUGGCCUCGAUGAGAGUGAUGACUGAUUGAAAUGAUUUUUGAGACAUAAUAUGUUGUUAUAAUCAUGUGAAAAUCUCUAUUGAAUGUUAAACCCAAAGGUUUGAUGGUUCUGUUAGAUCAAUUCAGUUUUGCGGAUUCCUGAUUUUGUUCUUCUGCCCGAGUACAGGACGUGCCUAUGGACAUAUUUGCAGAGGAAUGGAAGAAAUAUGAACAACGCCUUCUUUCAUUGGCUGAGCAUUGGAUGUUGAGAUAUUAGUGUUCUUCAUGGCUGAGUAAGGACAUGAUUUUAACUUUUAGGCUGUCUUUCUAGAAAGGUUUGGUGAGCGUCCUUGUGUUAUUCGUAAAUAGGGAUUCUUAUGAACUAGUGAUCGUACAUUAGUGCAAGUUCUCAAAACAUACGACAGAUAGUUGACAGCACAUUGAAACUGCUAUUCCUGUUGACGAUGUACUACAGAGCUGCCAAUCCCUUUGAUAUUGACAAUCUUUAAAAUUGUAAAUCAGUAUCAUAUAUUGCAAAUUCUGAUUUAUCUUA